Messenger RNA from Lithohypha guttulata, 717 nucleotides. Its product is annotated as Ribulose bisphosphate carboxylase large chain. The transcript has 2 exons. Bases 1 to 717 code for a protein of 238 amino acids. Lineage: Eukaryota; Fungi; Ascomycota; Eurotiomycetes; Chaetothyriales; Trichomeriaceae. The record is from RefSeq and is a predicted model, not a curated record.
AUGACCAAUAUCGAAAAAGUUGCAACCUGCUUAUCCUUCGCUAAAACCCUCGAUUUGAUCCGUCCACGAGCUUUAUCCAUCACUGUGGGCAUCCACCUGAUCCAGCACGCGCGAACCGACUCCGGCCAUUUCUGGGAGCCCACAUCUGUACCCUGCUCAGGCUUGCUAUCUACUAUUCUUUGGAUCUGCUUGCGAUUUGGAGGGCUGUCCGAGACCGCCCUCACCGUCAUCAUUGCUUCCAAAGGCAAGUCGUCGAACCCACUCCACCGUCGACAAAGGACCAACGACGAAGACGAAGCAACAGUAGCCUUGACUUCCGCCGCAGAGGAGAAGGAGCGAUCGGAAAGGCAGAGGUCGUACUCCUCGGCCACUGAGUCGGACGAAUUCUCGCUCUGGAGCGAUACAGGAGACAUUGCUGAAGAGCUUGCCAACGAUCGGGACCAUCCUCAUAUCGAGCUUGAUCCUCUCAACAGCGAGGGUCGCCCUCUCAACGCUCGUGGUCACGGUGGAGGACGAGGAAAGAAGGUCGUUUUUGAACAGCAAGACUACUCUCGAGGGGGAAAAAAGCGUUCUGGCAUUGCUAAAGAGGAUAUAACUAUACCCAGUCCUCCUUCGAGAAGGAUCAGUACAGCCGAAAAGGUCCUUGCCCUCAUCAUGGCGCCGAGCGACCCUCAGACCGCCAGGUCCAGAGGCCUGGUAGGCAAGCCUUUGCUGUAG